Molecule: messenger RNA, 8733 nt
Organism: Hyaloperonospora brassicae
Lineage: Eukaryota; Oomycota; Peronosporomycetes; Peronosporales; Peronosporaceae
Source: the annotation of a GenBank genome assembly
AUGGACCGUGCCCCUGUGAACGACAAGGACAGUCAGAAGCGACGCAAGAAGAGCUCGGCAGGCCACGUGGACGCCAUGAACGACGAGCAGCUCGAGCUGUUUCACGUGGUGCAGGAAGACUUGUGCCACAAAUCGACUGUCGGCUGGCAGAACGCGGUCAAAGUGCUCAACUCGGCCUACCAGCACCUCGAGCGACCGGAAAGCCAAGCUUUCCUGGAUGACGCGUUUUCCAAGAUCAUCAGCAUCAUGCUGGACCAGCAUGCGAGCAAGAUCGGGUCGUUUGAAAAGUCGUGUGUGACGCAGUGCUUGUCGCUGGCGGUUCCAUUGGUAGUCGCUCAGCUGAAAGCAGGCAAGUACUUCCAGGCGCUGCCGGUGCUGACGAUGCUGUUUAGCAAGAAGAAGACGUUUUAUAAAGACCUCCGCACGUCAGCAAUGAUUGGCAGCUACUGGAACAAGGUGCCUGGGUCGCCAGAAGUGCGGGCGCAGUGCAUUGAGGCGUUUUGCGAGCUCAAAGGGUUUCACUUGCUAUUGAGCACACUGGAGCUAUUGAUGAACAAUCGACGAGAGGGCGACGACCUUGAAGCUGUCAUGGAUAGCGAGGAUAUCCGUAUUCUCUUGCAAGCGCUGUUGGAGUUUCGAACGUUUGUACCAGAGAGCCUCUGCACUAAGAUCUCCGUGUUGAUCAUGACGUACUAUACAAAAGUUUCGGACUCGGUGCUGAAGAAAGAGUCGAGUGACGCGGUGGGGGCCGUCAUCAGCACCAUUCGAAGAUUUGUGGACGCAGGUGUUGUUUCGUCCGAAUCGAUUAAUGCGUUAUGGCUUGAUAUUACGGAAAGGUACGUGGAAUCGACCUCCUUGCCCCUGCGGCUUUUCGGCCUGGAGCAGAUCAACCAAAUUGUGAACUGUGCUCGAGCAUCACGAGCUCUCCCUCCACGCUACUUCGUCCGGAACGCUGGUACAGCCGCAGUCAAUGGAGUGUACUCGCUAAAGGCUAAUACCUCGUCGGCGACGUACGUUUUCCGGCAGCAAGAAACGGGCCAGGUGUUUACGCUCUUUUGUUGCACAAUGAAAAGCGGUAUGAAGUGGUGGUUUAUCUCGGAGGCCGACAAGAUGCAGCCUGGGUCGGAUCAAGAUAUUGAUUAUUACCAGCACCAAUCGCAGUACGAAGAGUACUUGCCUCCGACACACAACUGGAUUCCUACUGGAAAAGGAGAGGGUCCAGCUCCUGAACUCGUUGCGGAAAGCAUCCAGGAGAAUGGUGAGGCGAGUGUCACUCGACUUGACAAUAUUUUGAGCGCGUGGGUGGUAAACAAAGCGAUUCUCGAGGGAAUCUUUGGUGACAGGAUCCAUCGAGAGAUCGUAUCGCGCAGUGCGUUGCUAGUGAAGUUUUUGGCAGAAUCGAACAGGUUGGAUACGGACUCCAUUGAUGUGAUUUGGCAGUCUUGUAUACAGAAAGACCAAACUCUGGUGCACGAAAUCCACAACUUACUGAUCGCCACGGUACCAUUUCUAUCAAAUGAGCUGCUAUUGCACCUCGUGAAGAGUAUCCACGCAUCGUUGUCGCGAAGUUUGGAAAAGAACGAGUCUUUUCCGGAGCUAGUUACAUUUUUGCAGCGGCUAGCGACUAACUCUCCUAGUUUCCUGAUGGAUCGCAACGUGAACGUCACGACUGCAAUCUUGCAGCUGCUCUGGUCGAUUCAGAUGCACUGCAGCAUUGCAAACAUCCGGUUGAGCAGAAGCCUACGCGAUUUUUUCCAAGAAGGGCUACGAAGCGAAUACGGGGAGCCGCUGCGAAAGGCAUUUUUGUAUGAAUGUAUCGAUGGAAUCAAAAAGUCUUGCUCGUUGUCAAGUCCGGCACUAGAUUCUGUACCGUCGCCCUCUUCUGCGACGACCCUUUCAGCUCCUGGCACCGUUACGUCAGCGGAGUUGACUAGCAAGUGUUCAACAGCCUCCAAGUCAUUGGAGCUGCUGAAAUUUUUGAUCGACUCGUACCGCACGGAUCAGGCUCUCGUGGUAGAAUCGCUCAAUUCAGAGCACGGUUUGGUUAGCUUGUUGUUUGACGAGCUUGCAACGUUUGUGGCGCGCCGAACCGAUAAGCAGUCCCCUAGUUAUCGCACCGCCGUCGGCCAUCGUUUAGAAUUGAUACAUUACGUUCAUGUGAAGUCGCCGAAGCUGGAACUGCUGAUUCCGCAGAUCGAGCGUUUGUGGAACGUGCUCUCAUCUUCACCUGCCGAGCGUGAAUUGUGCCUGAUAUUUUUUAACCAGACAAGCAUGCGCCGCAACCAACAAGUCGGAGCAGCACCUGGUGUCAACACACGAGGCGGGUCAAUUAGCUCAGCCUUCAAUUUAGACGUCUGCUUCUACGUUUUCAACGAGCUGCUGUGCAAACAAACAGACUUUCGGACGCUAGGAUGCAUGGGCUACAAGUGUUUUAACACCUAUUUCGUGGGCCUGAAUGCGCAGCCCAAACCGCUGCAGCACUUUGAAGAGUCGUCUGAAAGUGACACGUUGAAUCUACUCGGAAUGGACGCUUUGUGGCGUAUUGCAUUUGAAGCCCCUCUAGAAGUUGCCGAAAUGGCUACACGCGAGUUGCUUCGUGUGUACGGACGGCCGAUGACCGAUCUUGUUUACGAAGGCGAGAGCAAAUCCGACGACGGUGUGAAGGAUUUUUUGUCACGUGUAUUUAAACAGCUAUCUACGGUAAAGGACAGCUCACUGGACUCUCUGAAGUUGGUGCAGCAAUGCGCGAGUCUGUUGACAGGGCUAGUGUCUAGCGCUCGUAAGCAGCAGACGUUUAUUCCACAUGGGUUAAGCGGCCGUGGCGCGUACUUCACGGUCACGGUGAUAGCCCAGCGAAUACCUUCAUCCAACUCGAGCGGGUCAGGAACGUCUGCGACAGCAGCUUCAAACCACGACAACGCGGUGCGAACGAUACAAGCCUCCGUAUACUCCAACCAGGCCCUCUGGCUCUUCCGCAAACAGAUUGAAAAGCUAGUGAGCCAUCCGAUGGAGCGGACGAAGAUCCUCUCGUCUGGUUCGGCAGUGUCAGGAGAUCACAAAACACUUGCCGAUUUGCAGAUCACGGAGUCUAGUGAAGUGCGAGUACUGAUGUUCAAUUCGGUUGUGCAACGUCCUAGCUCCAGCCCAAUGGACCAAGAUCACUGCAUGGCCACGACCAGCAACGGACCAUCUUCUUAUCCGCUGUCUUCUUCAUUCACGCAGCACCCCGGGCUAGUGGUUGCGCGUGAUGCGUCUUAUUUCGAAAUACUGUUUCGUGUGCUCGACAUUGUGGAAGGCCAUUCAGUCCACGAGUUACUCUGGGCCUUCUUGAAGCAAAUCCCUACAAGUGAGGAGCUCCUUGACCGUGUUUCCAACAUCGGUACGGCUGAUAAAAGCGAUGAGCAUGUGAGCACUGGCCUCUCUUCGGACCGGCCUGGUACUGACGGAAUUGAAUCCAACUGGUCGUCCUUGUUGAAAAGAAUGUCGUCUCAUCAGGCUAUUUACACGCUACAAAUUAUGGAUGCGCUGCUUCUCCCCUCGGAAAUCGCAAAGACCCCGUUUGCACAGACGUAUCUCCAGCGCUUCAUAUCCGGGGGUGGAUUUCACGAAGUGCUAUCGUAUUUCAUCGGUGCAAACUUUCACAAGAGUUCUUUCAACGAAGGUGCCGCAGUGGCACUUCGUAUCUUGAAGUUUUGCCUUUUCGAUUCAGGCCAUGAUAAUGGACUUUACUCGGUGGCGACGACUACCGUAGAAUCCCCCAGUGAGGAAGGGCUCCAUAGCAAGGCCUCGAUGACUACUGACCAUAGCGAAGGCAGGGGUACGGAAACACCUAGGACGAAGAUCGUUAUGGAGCAGAAUCGAUAUGAGCAGUUGGUACUAAAGAUCGCGGAGCUCGUGGUUUCCGAAUACACAAGGGUGGAGGAGAAAACAUCAGAAAAGAACACUGCGCACCGCAUUUUGAUUGAUGCCGUGAAGACGGUGGAGUCCGUUGUGUCCAUUUUGCAUGACGCAGCAGCUAAGUAUAUCAAGGCGCUAGAACCACGCGCUAUCAUUAUCACUAUCUUCACGAAGUUUGAGUCAGAGCGAGUGCGGCACCAGUGGCUCUCAUCACUGGAAUCCAUUUGCAGGGCGUCCGAUGCAGCGGCUGAAGUGGUGUUUGAGGAAUUUAUCCAGUCUGUUGAUCGUAUCGAGAGCGUGACUGCGCCGUGCGACCAGUACACACGCAUGCUCUGCUCUUUGGCGCGUCUGGAGGGCGGCAACUCGUCCAUGUAUUGCCACAAGCUUGCCCAGGCUGUAGUGGCCAAAUUCCGUCGUGGUUUUGCGAGCAAGUUCCUGGCCUGCAAUGGGCGGUCGUGCGAAGUACUGAUUGGAUUCAUGGAGUUUCUGCGUGAGGUGCUGGUGGCACAUGCUAAUGUGCGAGCUGAAAUCGCCCGCGAUAUUGUGGAUGUCGUGUAUGAUGAGUGUUUGUUCACUUUGCCCUCUGAAGGCCGACGUCGCUGCCCGCUGUGCGUGUCGCUGGAGACGCGACGUCCUGCGUUCAAGCUGCUCGCUAGUGCAAUUUCUUCGGAUGCGAGCAUUCUGCACGACUUGCAUGGACGCCUGACCAGGCUGUUCACGCGAAGCAAUGCGUUGCGGUUCAAGUGGGGCCAAGAAAAUAACAUUGAAACACGUGGCAACGGCGAACAUGUCGGGCUGAAAAAUCAAGGCUGCUCCUGCUACAUGAAUUCUUUCUUGCAGCAGUUGUUCAUGCAUCCGACGCUGCGCCGGGGACUGCUAGGCGCCAAGGUAGCACCUCGCCCUACUCCACAAGAACCGACAAAGGCAGAAGCAGAAACCUUCCCGGAGCGCUUGAUGGGCUGUCGUGUGGCACUAGAAUGUCUCGGAGGGCGGGUAUACGAAGCCGAUGUGGUGGGAUACGAUGAUGCAUCUGGUCAGCACACGAUGCGGUACGAGAAUGGAGGCGAGGCAAGCUUCGUGCUAGCAGAGGGGCGACCGGGAAAUGAAAACGGUCGCUUCGUGAUCUUGCAAGCGGAGUUGACGGGCACUCACGCGACGUUGGAAGUUCUUCGUCAACUUCAGCGCACGUUUUGCUACUUGCGCGACAGUGAGAUGCGUUAUUUCAAUCCAAAGGCAUUUGUCGACUCAUGCACGUGUCUGAAUCUGGAGUUCUCGGUUUACCAGCAAAAUGAUGCAACCGAGUUUUGUGAUAAGCUGUUGGAUCGGUUAGAGACAGGUCUCAAGACCACGCCUCAAGGCACAAGGUGUCUCCAGGACGUUCUCGGCGGCAAGCUGAUAUCUCAGAAGCUUCCGAAAGACUGCGGACAUCGAUACGAACGUGAAGAGCCAUUCAUUCGGCUAGAGUUACAGAUCCGUGGAAAGGAAAGCAUUGAAGAAUCCCUUUCAGCUUUUGUUGAAGGGGAACUUAUGGAUGGCGACAACAAGGUGGAAUGUGAGCUGUGUGCUACAAAGAAGGCUGCGGUUCGACGCACGUGCUUCGGAUCGCUGCCCAACCUGCUCAUUCUUCACUUGAAACGUUUUGAUUUGGACUACACGACGUUUGAGACCGUCAAGUUGAACAAUCGCUGUUCGUUUCCUAUGCGUCUGAGCAUGAAACCAUACACGAAGGCAGGUCUGGAGGAGCAGGAGGCCCGCUGUGAUUUGCAGCAAGAAAGCGAAGAAACGUCGACCGACGAAGACAUGGCCUCCGAUGACUCGAGCGACUCGGACGAGUUUAUGACCAAUGUUAACGACGAUACGCCAGCAAUUCCAGCUUCAGUGUCACCUACGUCGACAACUAAGCUGGCUGCCUCGCCACUAGAUGUGACUGAUGAAAACAGCAUCAAGUCGGAUCCCGAUUACGAAUACCGGCUCAAGGGCAUUUUGGUGCACUCGGGUGUAGCCCAAGGCGGCCACUAUUACUCAUUUAUUUACGACCACAUGUCGGAAAAGUGGUUCAAGUACGAUGAUGAAGACGUGACGCCGUUCGACCCUGCUAACAUCGAGACUGAGUGUUUUGGUGGAGUACAGCGUCGCUCGUGGCACGGAUCAAACAACUCGAUGGAGAUGGAAGUGUUUAGUAACGCACUCAUGCUCUUCUAUGAGAAAGUUGUGCCUGUCGAACGUUUGACAGUAUCUGUUCCUGACGCCGAGACCGAAUCCGAGACCGCUACCGAUGUCGUUGCUCCUGACGAAGAGCGUUGCGAAUAUGAAGCCGAAGUUUGGAAGUCUAACGAGGUAUUUUUGCAGAACUCGUACCUUUUCGAUAUGGAAUUCCACGGGUUCCUACGGGAGAUGGUACAGUCGCAGUACAUGAAAGACGCCCAGGUUUCAGCCACGGAAGAGAACGCAGCAUUAGCUCCACCAUCAUCGCCGCAGUCAAGAGACGAUGGCGCUGCACCAGUAGCAUUAGCUGUCCAGACAGGACGAACUGAUGGCGACAUCCAAAUGACACUCACGGAAAUCGGAGUUGAGUUCGUUUUAGGCGUGUUAUUGCAUUCGCGUGAAAAGCACGGAAUCGCACGAUGGAUCACGGUGCUUGCAUCCAAGUUUACGCUGUCCAAGACGAUCUGUGUACGCUUCUUUUCCGCGCUAUCGACGUCGAAGCAGAUCCUAUGGCUGCGUGGAUUGCUUUUUGAGUGCCCUGAUUCGAUUGCACGUCAGUCAUUUGUUCACCUCGUAUCUCGAGCACUUACGGCGUACGAGGCUCAUAUGAAGAAAGAGCAAGCCGUAUUGGACGAAUCGAGUGCGGAAGAAGCGAUAGCUGCUGACAGGGCAAUUAUCCGCGCGUUUGUGGAGUCUAUCGCUUCGUUCUUGGAUCAGACGUCCAUUAUGCAGCAGUCCCACUUGGAGGAGUGUUUCAUGCUUUUGCGAAACUGCGCUGAAAUCAGCGCUACGACGCGUGCUCAGUUGCAAAACGUCGAGAUGGUUGCACGCUUGAUUAAUUUCUUCCUGUGCGAGCGGGGUCCCAGUGAACUAAAAGAUGCAUUUCCUUCUUCGACGUUGCGACCGACGGCUUCAAGGUAUGCUUCGCCAGACUACCAGUACCUGCUCGAAGCAGUUGUCGCAAUUUUGGGGGUACAAAGGCGCUCAACUGAACCCCUGCUCACUGAGAAUAGCACGCUCUAUCCACAUCGGACCGUUCUAUCCGAGAAAGCCGAACGCGCGCUGACGGAAGUAUUCGAAGACUUCCAGAAACCUGGAGGUGUGAAUGGCAGGCCAGGCAUGGGUCUUGAAGAGCUCAAGAAGUACUUCUCCGUGUUACUGAGCAGCGCUGUGAGUAGUCUAGCAGUUGAGCAACAGGCCCGGAACAUGCUAGCCAAGUACGGCACACCGAGCGAUGACGGAGCAAAGGAUGGACCUGGAGCAAGUGCUUUGCGCGUAGAGCUGGGAGGCUUUAUUCUGUACUACACAGACAUGGCCGGAUCAUCAGCAAAGUCCGUACUACAGGAUCUUCGAGCAUUUGGCUUUAGUGAGGAUCUCCAGCGUCACCCCACGUCUAGCAGCGAUUGUUUGACAGGAGCUCAAGUGCUUGAGGGAUUGAGUGCUUUGAGUCGCGGGGCAUUGCUCAAUGAUGUGUUUUUCGACUCGGCACUUGAGGAAGAGGCAGAGACAACAUCGGAGUUGCUGCUACGGUUGAGUUUGGGUGACCGCGAAACGUCCACGCGCCUGUUGCGUGCUCUCUUGCACUGCCUGCAGAGCACCGAGACAGGGUGGAAGGGGCAACCCGUGGUCGACGCUUGCGCACUUGCAGUGCAGCGUGUUCUGGGUUACGAGUGUGAGUAUCAAAGGGAACUUGUGGAGCUGGCACUAACGCACUGCGACUACGGCUUGCUCAGCUCUGCGCGUAGCCGAGAGAGCCUGCGCUCGCGGUAUGCGAAUACUACGCACGUUCCGCUUUUCGUGUACCGGCAGCUGGUGAUAUUGCUGGAGUUGCGUGCGCGAGUGUCUGCCGUGGGUACGUGGCUGGGCGAGCACCGUAGCGAGUGGGAAUGGCUUUACGAGUGGUUACGCAUCGAGUCGCUUCAGCCCAGCCUAGGUGGACGCUUGUCGUUACUAAGACGCGAGCCAGCGAAAGAGGAAAUGCUGUGGCGAUUGGGUGAGGCAUUAGGCAUACCAUAUCAGAAGGAGCAGCGGCGAUAUAUGGUGGAAGGCGCCGGGUAUGCCUCCGUCAAUGGUGUGUACGUUAGCUCUUCGAUCCACGACAACUGCUUGACGUACGCUUGUGUCAAGAGCGACAUCGAGUACACUCUUUUUCGAUGCUGCAUGCCCAGCAAAGCUCGUCGCUGGUACAUUUCCUACUCCCCGAACAAGAACCUGCUCGGAACAAUGUCAGAUGAAGAUUUUUACUUUGUACAGUCGAACAUUGACGACGAGUUUCCGCCAGUGGAUGGCUGGAAGGUGUGGGCCAAGAACGAGAAAGCCAAGCCUCCUGUGCCCACGGUUCGUCUCUAUAGCUCUACGGUCGCUGUGCUAGAUGGUGAGUGUGACGCCGUAGAUGCCUCCGACUCAUGCGACGGUUACACGGAUGGCGGUGGCUUUCCCGAGCACGAGGAGGGAUCACCUGCUUCGAUUGCGCCUUCGGCCGAUGUCGUAGAGACGGUGGGAGUAGACGCGGACGCAGAGACAGUGGAGUAUGAUGACAGCGAGGACGAGAUCCGCGAUAGCAACGAGCGUUUCCGAGCGGUGCAUUUGGACACACAGGAAAAUGGCAGCGGCACGGACGACUUCAUGUAA